Messenger RNA from Toxoplasma gondii ME49, 4257 nucleotides. Its product is annotated as leucine rich repeat-containing protein. Gene Ontology annotation, molecular function: protein binding. The record is from RefSeq and is a predicted model, not a curated record. The coding region runs from base 696 to 3020 and encodes 774 amino acids. The transcript is spliced from 7 exons. Lineage: Eukaryota; Apicomplexa; Conoidasida; Eucoccidiorida; Sarcocystidae.
CAGAGACUCACGUCCCUCCGCGUGAGGAGACACGAGAAAUCCUUCCGAGCUGGGAGGCGUUUGGCAGUCCACCUCCAACGAAAUGCAGUUUCUUUCUCGUCUUUUUUUCCGUCGCUUUCUUCUCCACGCCUUUUCUUUCUCCAUUUUUCUCUAGCAAGACCAGCGGGAACGGAGACACCCCCGUGUGCCGCAGCUUUCCAGUGUAUGCGUCUGGGUUUUUUUUCGCCAUGGCAAAAGCGUGAGCGAUUCAGAAAAAGAUUUUUUCCGCCGGAGAGUCUCUCCUCCUUUUUCCUUUUUUGUUUCCUGGGGUUCUCCAGGCUAGGGACUCCUUCCUGUCUCGCUGCUCUCUCUGCCGCCCCCCCCCCUUCCCCCCACGGCUUCUCUCAGCUGAAGUCGCUGCAUCUGCAAGCCGCUAUACGCGUGUCUUCUCACUUGUUCACAACGGCGGCCAUUCUGACAGUUCGAGACGGAGGAGGUUCGGAAGAAAAAAAGAGAACGGAAAUACAACGAAGUCUCCCGCCGGCCCUGUCCUCCACUGACCUCGCCGGCCGCGGACCGCCUUUCCAACUCUCUGUCUUCUUCCCUGUUUCUUGCGCCAUUUCUUCUCCUCUUGUUCCCUCUCUUUCUUCCUUUUCUCCAUUCUUACUUCUUUCUCCCCCUCUUCCUCACGUUCUCUCCGUUUUUUCUCCCUGACAAUGUCUGCGUCACCUUGUUCCAUUCCCUCCCUCCGGGAGAAGUCGAACGCUUCGUCGACCUCGCGUUCGCCGACUCCUCCUUCGCCUGCGAAGCGGAGUUCGCUGUCGCAUCUCUCGCCUACUUCGAAGAAGAAAGUUUCUUCGCGGCAAUGUGGCGUCCCUGACAACGAUCGAAUGGGGAAACACAGCCUCUCGAACGCCCGCGCUUCAAUGGGCAAAGUCCGACAGCCGGUCGGCCCGGGGAAUCCGUCGAGCAUCCCCUCUCCAGUCUCGAAGAAAGUGAAAGAAACUCCCAAACAGACAAGUGUGGGCGGCGAGUCGGACGCGAAACGCGCGACACUCGCCUCCCCGCGGCGGCCGCUUUUCUCGGGUGUACAUACAGCCCAGUCUGGGGCGGAGAAGAACGCGCCGAAGAGCGCCGCCUCGCUCUCGUCUUCCGCUUCUUCUUCGUGGAGCAAGGGUGAAUUUCGGGAGAAUGAAGCGAGACGAGAAGAGCGUUCAGGCACUCCUCGGGCGCCUCUCCAGGCAGCGCGGAACCAGUUCUCUCCGAAGAGCGAGAAGAAGUGUACGUCGAACUCGCCGCUUGAGCAGAGGGCGGCCGUGACGAAGCCUGGCGCCCUCUCAGUCUCGGCGCUGCGAGAGACAAGCAAGAGCGGGGGGGACGAGGACGCCCGCGGCGAUGCUAAGAGUACCCUCCGCGCGUCCUCCGGGAACCUGGAGAAGGACGAAAAGAAGGCGACGAUGCAUGCGCCGUCCGCGUCGAAGAACAGAGACGCUGCCCCAGGCGGGGGCAAUCGACAGGCGAAGAGUCGAGCUUUGAGUCUCAAGGACAGCCCCGCCUCCUCGACCUGCGGAUCCGAGAACCUCAAAGGCGCAAACGGGAGAACAAGAACCAGUGGAGGUCCUCGGCCUGCGCUCUCCAGACGUCCAGUCGCCGCUGUCUCUCGCGAGCCGAUUACACACUUGAGUCUCCCGCGGAUCGCAGAGAUCGCCGCGAGUGGACAGACGCCCCAAACGCCGGCGCUGGAGAAGCCGGCAGAGGUGCCAGGCACCAACAGCGCCGAGGCGCCGAAGGAGCGAGAGAAUGCCUCAGCGGCUUCUUCGUCAUCUGCUUCUGGGCUGGACAUGGCGGCGAUCUCUGCGUUGGAUCUGAGUGAGCGAGAAGCAGAGGAAGUCGCCGAUCUCUCGUGCUACAAGAGCCUGAAGAGGCUGGACGUCAGUGGAAACAGACUCGCAGACGGCCUCGGCUUCCUCGCUAUGAACCUUCAGCUGCGGUGGCUCAAGGCUGCGCGGAGUCUCCUCGAGGGCGGAGACGUCUUGAGAUGCGCUCUGAUGAAUCUCUCCAACCUCGUCGUCCUCGACCUCAGCAGCAACCAAAUCACCCGCCUGGACGCCUUUGCGCCGCUGAAGGCUCUCAAGACGCUCGUCCUCAGUGAAAAUCAAAUCCAGCGCGUCUCCUUCGCGGCGUCUCCACUCAACUCCCUCGAGUGUCUCAUCUUAUCUCGAAAUAAAAUUCAAGAAAUCGAGAAACCUCCGAGUCCCCUCACGCAUCUGAAGAAGCUGUCGCUGUCCGACAACCGUCUCAAGACCUUUCCGUUCUGCGGGCAGUUCCCUGCGCUGCUCGAACUGCGCCUGAACGGGAACAGCCUCCUGUCGGUGGGCUCAGGCGUCACGUGCAUGUCGGAGCUGAAAAUCCUCGACCUCGGCAGAAACCAGCUGCAUCGAAUCGAGGGCGUGAAGGCGCUGGCUGGUCACUUGAAACUGAAUCAGUUGAACAUCCUCGGCAACCCGCUGAUGAGCGUCGCAUCGAUUCUGAACGAAGUCGAGGAGCAGGUGGUGGCCUCUCUGCCGAACUUGAAAAUUUUCAAUUCGAAGCCGCUGCAGCCGCGCCGCGAAAAUCCCCGCAAGCUUCUGUGGAAGCAGCGCCAAGAGGCCGCGAGACUCGCGAGACAAAAGAGCGAGAACAAGGGAGAGAACAAAGGCGAGAACAAGAGAGAGAACAAGGGAGAGAACAAGAGAGAGAACAAAGGCGAGAACAAGGGAGAGAACAAGAGAGAGAACAAGGGAGAGAACAAAGGCGAGAACAAGAGGGAGAACAAGAGAGAGAACAAGGGAGAGAACAAGAGAGAGAACAAGGGUGAGAACAAAGGCGAGGAGACACGUGGAGACAGUUCGGCGGGCUCGCGCGGCUUAAGCAAAUUUGUGAAGAAUUUCCAAACUUCAUGCGGAGAAGAAAAACGUGCGAAGGCCGAGAAGCAGCACAUGUCCUUCAAGCGUCCUGCGCCGAGUGUCGAGUCUGUCUCGCCGAAAAAGAAGAAAGUUUAGAAUUUUUUCAAGAACUGGGAGAGAACUGGGAGAGGAACGCAGGGUAGAGAAGAUGGGAGAGACGUCGGUGAAGAGUCUGUGCAUGCAAAAUGUUUUUGGGAAGGCGUAGAGUGUCUCUGCAAAGAGAGAGAAGACGCGAACAGGGGCAACGCGAGUCGCUCGUGGUUCUCGCAGAUGAUCCUGGAGUUUCUAGGUCGGCGGCAAAGCAAGAAGAGGAGAAAACGGAAGUCACAGAAGCGGAUGGAGAACGAGCAAAGAACGAAGUUAAAAAAGUAGACUGUCGCUGAUCGUGUGUCGACUGACUUCCAGACGAGUGCCGAGAAAGUCUCGAAGCCGCAAGUCCUCAUCAAGGGUGUGUGUUUUUCUUCUCUCUUGCGACUUUUUCUUUCGCUUCUUUUCUCGCCGAACGAAGGAAUGGAGAGGGAAGCGCUUUCUUCUCUCUUUCUAUUUUUCAUCUGUCACCAGGGCUCCAGUUGCUCUUUCAAGUUCUCUUUCGUCGACAGGCGAAUGUUUUCGUGAAGAAGAGACCGAGGCGCGUCGCGUUGAGGCAGAGAAAACCCACAGGGGGAUUUCAACGACGCUGCGAAUCCUUGCUCUCCCUGCGGCUUUUGAACUGGCUCAAUCUGUCUUCUUCUGCUCUUCAUCUCGUUGCGUCGUCGCUCUGUUGCCGAUUAUCCUUUCUCUUUCUCCUCUCCUUCCUCUCUCAUUUCUCCUUCUCUCCUCUCCCCCAUCUUUCUCUCUGUGUACUCUCUUUCCCCCUGCUUUCUCUCCUCUCCCUUCGCUUCCUCGCCUCUCUCUUUUCUUUCUCCCUGGGCUCCGGUGUCCGCGCUCUGCUGCGGUUUGUCGACAGUGCCGAGCCUUUCUGAGAACAGUCGCCGACCUUGAGAGGCAAGACGCGCCGAACUUCGCUCUGUUCCUACGCGAACUCGACCGCGAGUCGGCUCUCGAACGCUUCUGCGUCGAGAGAAAAGACUUGAAGAGAGAAAGAAGCCCGGUGAACGAUUUACGCAACUCUCAAGCUUCUUGCUCCUGUCUCGUUUCGCAGCGAAUUACCCGAUGCGCAGGGAUGGAAAGCGCAAAUUGUUCUUCGCCAGCACCACACCAGAAAGCAGCACGAGUCUGACGUAGAAAAUCGACUACCUGUCCACGAACCCUCAACCACCUGUCUCGUCUUCCCCUCCACACACAACCACAAAAACCUAGAUGAACAUUUAUACCCAUGCAUCUACAUAUAAAU